This is a messenger RNA of Linepithema humile (Argentine ant), 558 nucleotides long. RefSeq names its product Ribosomal protein L32 (gene RpL32). Gene Ontology annotation, molecular function: structural constituent of ribosome. NCBI's taxonomy places the organism in Eukaryota, Metazoa, Arthropoda, Insecta, Hymenoptera, Formicidae. Gene Ontology annotation, biological process: translation. Gene Ontology annotation, cellular component: cytosolic large ribosomal subunit; ribosome. The record is from RefSeq and is a predicted model, not a curated record.
AAGUUUGUCUGGAUAUACCUUUAGACUCACUGGUUUCUUCUUCGUAUGGUUAAUAACCUCUUUCUUUUACGACAGGGAACGUAAUUCUAAACAGAACAAAAUGUCCAUUCGACCGGUCUACCGACCAAAAAUUGUAAAGAAGAGAACUAAAAAGUUCAUAAGGCAUCAAAGUGAUAGAUAUGACAAACUCAAGCGCAACUGGCGUAAACCAAAAGGUAUCGAUAACAGAGUCCGCAGGCGUUUCAAGGGACAGUAUUUGAUGCCUAGCAUUGGAUAUGGUAGCAAUAAAAAAACACGGCAUAUGCUACCAACUGGCUUCAGGAAGGUCCUAGUACACAAUGUUAAGGAACUUGAAGUCUUGAUGAUGCAGAAUCGUAAAUUCUGUGCGGAGAUUGCACAUGCAGUCAGUAGCAAAAAAAGGAAAGCUAUCGUUGAGCGUGCACAACAGCUCUCGAUACGUGUGACUAAUGCCAGUGCACGUUUACGUUCGGAAGAGAACGAGUAAACAUUGUUUUCCGUCUGUAUUUUGGAAAUAAAAUAUUAAAAAUAUUUCCUGUC